Molecule: messenger RNA, 1080 nt
Organism: Gilbertella persicaria
Lineage: Eukaryota; Fungi; Mucoromycota; Mucoromycetes; Mucorales; Choanephoraceae
Product: nucleotide-diphospho-sugar transferase
Exons: 1
Coding region: 93-1010 (305 amino acids)
Molecular function (GO): glycosyltransferase activity
Source: RefSeq, a predicted model, not a curated record
CUUGAAUUCGAUGGAAGAAAAUAUAAAAGCAAGCAUUUGUUUCCUUAGUUUUCCUUUUUAUUCUUGUCUUACUUACUUUUCUUUCUACUAUCAUGGCUGUCUCUACUUUUGUGAAUGGUGCUUGGGUUGUAGUCUUGACUAGUACCAACAAUUACAUUAAAGGUGUUAUUGCUCUUAAACACGCGCUGCAUGAUUUACAUAAAAGCCAAUAUCCGCUUCUCGUGCUGUAUACAUCGGCUGUUGCUCCUCAUGCGGUUCAAACACUAAAGGAGAUUGGUUGUAUUGUAAAGGAAAUUGAGCCCAUUCAUCCAUUGGGUAAAGUAGAGUACAAGGCCGAACGGUUUACAGAGACAUGGACAAAAUUAGCGGUAUGGAACCAAGAGGAGUACGAGAGAUUAGUGCUGUUGGACGCCGAUAUGCUCCCCUUACAGAAUAUGGAUGAACUUAUGCAUAUUUCUUUACCGAGCAAGGAUUGGGUGGCUGCUUCUCAUGCAUGUGUAUGUAAUCCUCAAAAAAUUAAGCAUUAUCCUUCAACAUGGAUUCCCGAAAAUUGUGCCUAUACUGGUCGUGACACCUCGGCAUGUAUCCAACCGGCCUCAAUCAAAGAUGGUUAUACUUAUUUCAAUAGCGGCUUGAUAGUGUUGACUCCAGAAAGUGAUAAAUUCAACAGUAUGAUCAGCUACCUCAAUAGCAUAUCAGAUUUGAAUAUUUAUCCUUUUCCCGAUCAAGACUUUCUAAAUGAAAUAUUCAAGGAACAAUGGAAACCACUAUCUUAUACAUACAAUGCUCUCAAGACACUUCAGUGGGCACACAAGCCCAUGUGGGACUUAUCAUCGAUCAAAAAUGUACACUAUAUACUGACAAAACCUUGGGAUAUCGACCUGGAUCGCGAUCUGAGCGAUCUGGAGAGCAUUUACAAGCCGCUGUAUCAAUUAUGGUGGAACAGUUACAGUAGUAUUACUAGGGCUAUUUAUAACCAAGAGGAAGUUGUCAAUCAUGCCAUGCUAUAGUUUUUUUUCUAAUAUUAAUAAAAGAUGCCGAAGGCUUAACCGGUGAAACAAUAUAUAAAAUGCGCAGCAU